GAAAGAAAACACCACCCACCCCACAAAAAAAAAAAAAAAAAAAAAAAAAAAAAAAAAAAGAAAAGAAAAGAAAAGAAAACUUCUAAACGUACGAACAAACAGCUGUCGAGCACCGACUACAUAGUCAAGAGACCUGUGAUCGUGUACUUUCAUCCGGGCGGCUUCUACAAACUGUCCAGCCAAAGCCUGACCGUUGGACCACAGUACAUGCUGGACCACGACGUCGUCCUCGUGACUGCGAACUAUCGCCUCUCGUCUUUGGGCUUCAUGAGUACGGGCGACGCGCUACUCCCGGGCAAUCUCGGGCUGAAGGACCAAGUGGAGGCCCUGCGCUGGGUGCAAAAGAACAUAGUGGCCUUCGGUGGCGAUCCCGAGUCCGUGACCUUGAGCGGAUGUAGCGCAGGUGCCUGGAGCGUCUCGCUCCACCUCGUCUCGCCAAUGUCCAAGGGAUUGUUUCAUCGAGCCAUCGCUUCGAGCGGCUCUGCCGUUUAUCAGGUGGCCUUGCCCACGAAUCAGUCGCACCUGGCGAGAAAACAGGCCGAGCUCCUCGACUGUCCCACUGACACGGUUGGCAACAUGCUCGUCUGUCUCAACACCAAGACACCCGAGGAGUUUGCCGACCUUAGUGUGGUGCAUCUCGACGAUCUGCUGUACCUAUUCCGCAGUAGCUCCUUCCCAGAUUUCGAAAAAGAUUCUCUCGAGACGAAAACGAUCGAACGCAUGACGGCCAUAUGGUCGAAUUUCGCAAAAACCGGCGAGCCAAUGCCAAAAGAUUCCAACGAUACUCUGUUCAAGGAUGUUACCUGGGAAAAGUUUACCCCGAAAAAUCAAAAAUACCUUGACAUCGGCAAAGAGCUCGCAAUGAAGACUGGACUGAAUUCCGAGCGAAUGAGCUUUUGGGACAAAGUAUUCAACGACACACCACAGUCAGCUUGAUCGAGGUAAAAUGUGAUACCUACCGACAACUACAUUGGGAUCGGAUGAACUGAGAUGCGCCAUGUAUACAAUAACUCAUGGCUGGUUGAACUCCCUUUGGCAAUCCUUGCGAGAGUCACGGGAUUGCCAAUCCCAAUACCGCAAGUAUGAUAUAUAUUUUGCAUUGUAACGAUUUUCACCGAUGAGCUACUAAAUAUCGUAAAGAGUAUUUCACGCGAGCUGUACACUCUCGCGUAUAAGUAUUGUACGAAUGUACUUUGUAAGGAAUUUUUUUUUUUUUUUUU
Messenger RNA from Copidosoma floridanum, 1220 nucleotides. Its product is annotated as esterase E4-like. NCBI's taxonomy places the organism in Eukaryota, Metazoa, Arthropoda, Insecta, Hymenoptera, Encyrtidae. The record is from RefSeq and is a predicted model, not a curated record.